Messenger RNA from Hydatigera taeniaeformis, 1650 nucleotides. The record is from the annotation of a GenBank genome assembly. Lineage: Eukaryota; Metazoa; Platyhelminthes; Cestoda; Cyclophyllidea; Taeniidae.
AUGGAGGGUGAUUUCGUAAGCAACUCAAAAUCAGUUACAACACGCAAUAUUACUCUUGAAUCUCUGCUGGAUGCACAGUUUCCCAAGGACGCUUCUGAAGGCGAUGUUAACAAACGGAAACUUUCCGAUUCGGGAAAUUUUAUAGUUCAUCCUGUGCCGCCAAAUAAACGACCACGAGGCCAAACCUAUCGGGCUAAAGAUGCUUGCUUGGAACUGAUAGCUAUACUUCUUCAGCAGGAUGUCAAUGGAUUCUUCCAUUUUGCUCCAAAAAUGGUACUUCCUAUGGUUGAUCUUUUUAUGGUGGAGUUUCAUAUUCGCUUGCUUCCGAAUUUUUACUGUUACUUUCUCUUUAAAGCCCUUAAUCUUCUUCUGCAGGCGAAAAAUUGCAAAAGUCCUACGUCACUUAGCUUGCGUGUGUUGGAACGCUUUGUUCACACUAACAGAAUCAAGAAUAUUAACCAUUUGCGUGAAUACGUCGAGGAACUUUUCGCCGCAUACCAACGUUCCGAUUCGCUCACUUCUGCGUCUGCUCCAUUAGAAGGGGGUGCAGCUGUCGUGGCUGAAGCUGCUCGCCUUUCUGUUCUUGCUAGACGAUGGUUUGAGAGCAUCGGGGAGGACUCUGAUCUAAUGCAUGAGCCUCUCUAUGGUCCCGUUGCUUCCAAUGAUGCCAACGAGGUGACAGCACUCGGCCUUCUCAAUCCCGAUAAUCGAGGUCUUGUCAGUUCCACUGAACGAGUUCGUACUAUCGGGGAAGAGGUGGGCCAGUUAUCUUUUGGAACUCAUUUGUCGCAAAACGGUGGGUACCGUGAGGACCGUCGAAAUCGGGUAAUCCCCUACACAUAUCUUAACUACGGCCCGUAUGCAAGUUUUGGACCAACGUUCGAUAGUGGAGCGUCGAAUUGCAGCCCAGAAGCAAAUCAGCUCCUUCUCUCCACCUCUUGGCUUCCUGCACGCAUGCUCUACUCACUGGAGGUGAGGGAGGACGUAGAUACUUCGGAAAGUGGGGAGAAGGAUUGCCCUUGGAGCCGUCUGCGGUGUGUUGCCGAAGCGGAGGACGACAUGGAAUUACAGACGGCAUUGACGGACUGCGUGGCGGAGUGGAAGGAGGCACACGAAGCUAGUCGAAUUUUAGAGGCCAUCAUUCCACCUGUAAUAUGUGGCGAUCAUCCCGAUGGCGACUUUAAGCUUUAUCUGGCCAACGCUAUCACUCGUGAUCUCCCUGAGGUGUGCGAGAUAACAGAUGUUGAAUCAUCUACUCCAGAGCCUCCCAAAACUGCUUCUAGACAAGCACCAUCGGAAUCAGUACCAGAAAAGCCCGAUGAGGCGAAGGUGGAGGAGGGUGGAGAUGAGGCGAACGAGGGGUUAUUAGAGGAGUCCUCGCGUCUGUUACGUGACCUCUACAACGCACAGCAACGCCGACUAGGCGAUUUUUCCUCGGCUGCGCUUGCGGAGGAACGUAGUCUGCGGGCCUGCGGGCGCGAGGUGCGCACGGCUACGCAGCUGGCCAACAAGCUGGUUAACCUAGUGAGCCGCCUCACGCGUGGACCUGGGGAUAUACUCACCUCACGCGUGCCUGUUCGGCAGGCCUUAGGUAUCGAUCCUGAGGCACCUGUACUGACUCCCAGCGAGACCAGGGAUCUUCUCCGAUGA